AUGGGGAAAAAGUUAUCUGGAGCGCAGAAGAGGAAGAAGAAGAGGGAAAAGGAAGAGGCUGUUGAACGGGCGAGAGCGGAUGUGGAGCGUUUGAAGCUUGGACCGACGAAGAUAUGGACGGGAUUGGUGGUGCAUCACAAGGAUGUGUUUGUAUCGCAUGUGCUUCCGAAAUUGAAUAGGACAGAUCGGUUUUUCUUUAAGAAGGUGAAUGGAGAGAGUUGGAGUGUGCUUGAGUACGCCGGGUUGAACGUAUCGGAAAUCGGUUGCACUGUUUAUGACUGUUUAUCGAUUUCGACGUUGGAAUUGGUGUGGAAUAACGUAGCUUGGGGAGAGAAAAGUAAAAUUGGAAGAGUGAUGGACCAAGCUUGGUUUUGCUUUCAGGUUGCUUUUACGAACAAACUCGAGUUGCUCAAGUGGGCGAGAGAAGUGAAACAGUGCGAGUGGGAUAAACAGACGAUUACUUUGGCAGCACUUAUGGGUAAUCUCGAGAUGCUGAAGUAUUGCUUCUCGAAUGGUUGCCCGUGUGAUGAAGAAGAGGCGUGUAAAGUGGCUGCUAAAGAAGGACACCUCGACUGUCUUCGACUUCUUUUCGACAAAGUGGAACCUUCGCGAGAUACGGAAAAAGAUGCGGCAAUACAAGCAGCAUGCGGUGGUCACUUAGACAUCUUGAAAUAUUUCGUUGAAGAAAGAAAGAUAUCGGAUGAGGGAAAGUUCACCUGCGUCGGAGGCGCUGCAAAGUAUGGCCGAAUCGAUUGUCUCAAAUACUUAGUCGAAGAGGCGAAAGUGCCUAUUGACUACUGGGAACACGUCGCGGGAGCUCGUUACUACGAGCAACCCGAGUGCGUGAACUACUUGCUCGAAAAAGGGUCUCCAGAACCAACGGACGAACAAUACGCUAUGAUUGUCGAGAUCAUAGAAAGGCAGCAAGGCUCUUAA
This is a messenger RNA of Bathycoccus prasinos, 936 nucleotides long. RefSeq lists its product with no specific name. The record is from RefSeq and is a predicted model, not a curated record. Gene Ontology annotation, molecular function: protein binding. The transcript has a single exon. Bases 1 to 936 code for a protein of 311 amino acids. Lineage: Eukaryota; Viridiplantae; Chlorophyta; Mamiellophyceae; Mamiellales; Bathycoccaceae.